AAGAUGAGGAUAAUUUGCAGACAGCUUGUCUUGUUGUUUUCUGGCUUUUGGGGACUAGCAAUGGGAGCUUUUCCUAGCAGUGUGCAAAUAGGUGGUCUCUUCAUCAGGAACACUGAUCAGGAAUAUACUGCUUUUCGAUUAGCAAUUUUUCUUCAUAACACCAGCCCCAAUGCAUCCGAAGCACCUUUUAAUUUGGUUCCUCAUGUAGACAACAUUGAAACAGCUAACAGCUUCGCUGUAACAAAUGCCUUUUGCUCCCAGUAUUCUAGAGGAGUUUUUGCCAUUUUUGGACUAUAUGAUAAGAGAUCAGUACAUACCUUGACCUCAUUCUGCAGCGCCUUGCACAUCUCCCUCAUCACACCGAGUUUCCCCACGGAGGGUGAGAGUCAGUUUGUACUGCAGCUACGGCCAUCUCUACGGGGAGCCCUCCUGAGCUUGCUGGAUCAUUAUGAAUGGAACCGCUUUGUCUUCCUGUAUGACACAGAUCGAGGUUAUUCAAUACUUCAAGCUAUUAUGGAAAAAGCGGGACAAAAUAGCUGGCAAGUGAGUGCCAUCUGUGUGGAGAAUUUUAACGAUGCCAGCUACAGGCGGCUUUUAGAAGACCUGGACCGAAGGCAAGAAAAGAAAUUUGUAAUAGACUGUGAAAUAGAAAGGCUUCAGAAUCUCUUAGAACAGAUUGUGAGUGUGGGAAAGCAUGUUAAAGGAUACCAUUAUAUUGUUGCUAACCUGGGAUUCAAAGAUAUUUCUCUGGAGAGAUUUAUGCAUGGAGGAGCCAAUGUGACUGGAUUUCAGCUAGUAGAUUUCAGUACCCCAAUGGUAACUAAGCUGAUGCAGCGCUGGAAGAAGCUGGACCAGAGAGAAUACCCAGGAUCCGAGACCCCACCAAAGUAUACAUCUGCAUUAACGUAUGAUGGAGUACUUGUGAUGGCUGAAACUUUCCGUAAUCUUAGAAGACAGAAAAUUGAUAUUUCAAGGAGAGGAAAUGCUGGUGAUUGUCUUGCUAACCCUGCAGCCCCAUGGGGUCAAGGAAUUGAUAUGGAGAGGACAUUAAAACAGGUUCGAAUACAAGGAUUGACAGGAAACGUUCAGUUUGACCACUAUGGUCGCAGAGUUAACUACACUAUGGAUGUCUUUGAGCUGAAGAACACAGGCCCUCGGAAGGUUGGUUACUGGAAUGACAUGGAUAAAUUGGUUUUGAUUCAGCAUGAACCUACACUUGGAAAUGACACUUCAGCCAUUGAGAAUAGAACAGUAGUUGUCACUACAAUUUUGGAGGCCCCAUAUGUUAUGUUCAAGAAAAACCAUGAUACGUUUGAAGGGAAUGACAAGUUUGAAGGAUACUGUGUAGAUCUGGCGUCAGAAAUUGCAAAACAUAUUGGUAUCAAGUACAAAAUUGCCAUUGUUCCUGAUGGAAAAUAUGGAGCAAGGGAUCCAGAGACAAAAAUCUGGAAUGGGAUGGUGGGAGAACUUGUUUAUGGGAAAGCAGAGAUUGCUGUUGCGCCUCUGACCAUCACUUUGGUACGAGAAGAGGUCAUUGAUUUUUCUAAGCCUUUUAUGAGUUUGGGGAUAUCCAUUAUGAUCAAAAAGCCCCAGAAAUCUAAACCAGGAGUGUUUUCCUUCUUGGACCCUUUGGCGUAUGAGAUCUGGAUGUGCAUAGUCUUUGCCUACAUUGGUGUCAGUGUGGUCCUGUUCCUAGUUAGCAGGUUUAGCCCAUAUGAGUGGCACACAGAAGAACCAGAGGAUGGGAAAGAAGGACCCAGUGACCAGCCUCCCAAUGAGUUUGGCAUCUUCAACAGCCUCUGGUUUUCCCUGGGUGCCUUUAUGCAACAAGGAUGUGAUAUUUCCCCAAGAUCCCUCUCAGGUCGCAUUGUUGGAGGUGUCUGGUGGUUCUUCACGCUCAUCAUUAUUUCAUCCUACACUGCUAACCUCGCUGCUUUCUUGACUGUUGAGCGAAUGGUCUCACCCAUAGAAAGUGCAGAAGACCUUGCCAAACAAACCGAAAUUGCUUAUGGGACACUGGACUCAGGGUCAACCAAAGAGUUCUUCAGAAGAUCAAAAAUAGCAGUGUAUGAAAAGAUGUGGACCUACAUGAAAUCAGCUGAGCCAUCAGUGUUCACAAGGACUACUGCAGAGGGAGUAGCUCGUGUCCGCAAAUCCAAGGGCAAGUUUGCCUUCCUGCUGGAGUCCACCAUGAAUGAAUACAUUGAGCAGCGAAAGCCAUGUGACACCAUGAAAGUGGGAGGAAAUCUGGAUUCGAAAGGCUAUGGCGUAGCCACACCGAAGGGUUCUCCAUUAAGAACUCCUGUAAACCUUGCCGUUUUGAAACUCAGUGAGGCAGGCGUCUUAGACAAGCUGAAAAACAAAUGGUGGUACGAUAAAGGUGAAUGUGGACCCAAGGACUCUGGAAGUAAGGACAAGACGAGUGCCUUGAGUCUCAGCAACGUUGCUGGAGUCUUCUACAUUCUGGUUGGAGGCUUGGGCUUGGCAAUGCUGGUGGCUUUGAUAGAGUUCUGUUACAAGUCCAGGGCAGAGGCGAAACGAAUGAAGCUUACCUUUUCUGAAGCCAUAAGAAACAAAGCCAGAUUAUCCAUCACAGGGAGUGUGGGAGAAAAUGGACGCGUAUUGACUCCCGACUGCCCGAAGGCCGUGCAUACUGGAACUGCAAUUAGACAAAGUUCAGGAUUGGCUGUAAUUGCAUCGGACCUACCAUAA
Molecule: messenger RNA, 2712 nt
Organism: Gymnogyps californianus (California condor)
Lineage: Eukaryota; Metazoa; Chordata; Aves; Accipitriformes; Cathartidae
Gene: GRIA4
Product: glutamate ionotropic receptor AMPA type subunit 4
Exons: 16
Coding region: 4-2712 (902 amino acids)
Biological process (GO): monoatomic ion transport; synaptic transmission, glutamatergic; modulation of chemical synaptic transmission
Cellular component (GO): plasma membrane; dendritic spine; AMPA glutamate receptor complex
Molecular function (GO): transmitter-gated monoatomic ion channel activity involved in regulation of postsynaptic membrane potential; AMPA glutamate receptor activity
Source: RefSeq, a predicted model, not a curated record